Messenger RNA from Phalaenopsis equestris, 3583 nucleotides. Its product is annotated as probable ubiquitin conjugation factor E4. Bases 129 to 3176 code for a protein of 1015 amino acids. Gene Ontology annotation, molecular function: ubiquitin-ubiquitin ligase activity. Gene Ontology annotation, biological process: protein polyubiquitination. The transcript has 17 exons. The record is from RefSeq and is a predicted model, not a curated record. NCBI's taxonomy places the organism in Eukaryota, Viridiplantae, Streptophyta, Magnoliopsida, Asparagales, Orchidaceae. Gene Ontology annotation, cellular component: nucleus; cytoplasm; ubiquitin ligase complex.
CUUACAGAAGUAAUUAGAACGAGUAUCGCUAUAUUCUUAUACCCGAAGCUAGCCAAAGUUCUCUAAUAGGAUUUGCCCUGAAACUCUCUAUCGUCCCCGUUGUUUACCCGAUCUCGAUUCUCGCUGCAAUGUCGGCGGCGAAGCCGCAGCGAUCCCGUGCAGAGAUCGAGGACAUCAUCCUCCGCAAGAUCUUCAUCAUCUCUCUGUCCGGAGCCACCCACAACGACCCUAAGAUCGCCUACCUCGGCAUGACGGCGGCGGAGAUCCUCAGCGAAGGACAGCCCCUCCUCCUUUCACGGGAUUGCAUGGAACGCGUGCUCAUCGAUCGGCUGUCCGGCGAUUUCCCCUCCGUCGAUCCUGCUUUCUCUUAUCUUGUCGGCUGCUUUCGCCGCGCGUCAGAGGAGAUCCGUAAGGUCGGGUCCAUGAAGGAUCCCUCCGUUCGAUCAGAGAUCGAGUUGGCUGUCAAGCAAGCAAAGAGAUUAGUUGUAUCCUACUUCCGUAUUCAUAUCGGAAACCCGGAUAUGUUCGCAGCCGGGAAGCCAUCGGCAGCUGGGAAGUCCGCUGCAUCCCAACUGCUUGAUUUGAUAUUUUCGGAGGUGGCUUCUCCUAUGGAUGGCGUCAAUAGUUUGGGAUCAGGGAUCAGCUGUCCUUCGGGGUUUCUGGAUGAGUUAUUCGGUGAAUGGGAUUCUGAGAGCUUGGAGCCAGUUAUGAACGAGGUGUAUGAGAUGCUAAGGGCGAGCGUGGAGAGAGUAUCGGCGCUUGGUAACUUUCAGCAGCCAUUGAGAGCCUUGCAGCUUCUUGUGAGGUAUCCCAAUUGUGCAAAGGCUCUGGUGAAUCAUCCGAAUUGGAUAGCAAAAGCGCCAUUUGUCUUUAUGGAAAAUGGAAGGAUUAUGGAGUUAACGAGCAUACUAGGGGGUUUCCUUCAUGUCAGUGCAUUGCCUGAUUACAAAGAUUUUAAAAGUACACCGGAUGUUGGGCAGCAAUGCUUCUCUGAAUCAUCAACUCGCCGGCCAGCUGAUUUACUAUCAUCCUUUGCGACAAUUAGAACUGUUAUGAAUAUUCUUUAUGACGGCCUAGGAGAAGUUUUCCUCACCCUUCUGAAAAAUGUUGAUUCACGAGAUAAAGUUCUUGAUUAUAUUGCUGCCAUGAUUAUGAAAAAUGCAGCUAGGUCUCGCAUGCAGGUUGACCCCUUGUUUUGUUCCAGUACUGGUUUAUUUGUCAAUCUUAGUGCAGUCAUGCUUCGACUUUCUGAACCUUUUUUGGAUGUAAAUGCAUCAAAGAGAAAUAAAAUUGAUCCGAAAUAUGUAUUCUUCAAUAAACGUAUAGAUUUGAGACAACUGACAGCUAUACAUGCAUCAUCUGAAGAGGUUGUUUCAUUUAUGGAAAAUCUCAAGAAGAUGGAAGAGGAAGAAAGCGGGGAGAAUCGUGUAUUGCAAUCCUAUGAGGCGACAACCUCUGGCAAUACUGGAAGCUAUACCUCUCAAAGCACCAAAGUGACAAAGAGUUCCACUGGACAGGAUAAAUACUCAUUUAUUUGUGAGUGUUUCUUUAUGACAGCAAGAGUUCUUAAUUUGGGAUUGAUGAAAGCAUUAUCCGACUUCAAACAUAUUGUUCAGGAGCUGGCAAGGUUUGAAGAGGAUCUUGCUACUUUUAGAGCAAUGAGAGAACAGGGAGCUAGCCCACAACUUGAGAAUGAUAUAAGUCGCUUGGAGAAAGCAGUUGAGAUGUUAUCGCAGGAAAAAUUCUGUUAUGAAGCCCAAAUAUUGCGGGAUGGGGCUCUACUUCAGCAAGCACUAUCUUUCAAUAGGUUGGUCGUCAUAUGGUUGGUCAGUCUUGUUGGUGGCUUCAAAAUGCCUCUGCCAAGAGAGUGCCCAAUGGAAUUUGCAUGCAUGCCAGAACAUUUCAUUGAAGAUGCUAUGGAUUUGCUUGUCUUAACGUCCAAAAUUCCAAGAGCCCUUGAUGGAUUUUUGCUGGAUGACUUUUUAAAUUUUAUAAUCAUGUUCAUGGCAAGUCCAACUUAUGUAAAGAAUCCAUAUCUGAGAGCAAAGAUGGUUGAAGUGUUGAAUUGUUGGAUGCCACAAAGAAGUGGUGUAUCUGCUACAGCUUCGCUUUUUGAAGGACACCCAUUAUCUCUUGAUUAUCUAGUACGGAAUCUCUUAAAUGUUUAUGUAGAUAUUGAGUUUACUGGUUCUCAUACUCAGUUCUUUGAUAAAUUUACAAUUCGCCAUAACAUUGCUGAGCUUUUAGAGUAUUUAUGGAAUGUCCCAAGCCAUCGAAAUGCUUGGAUGAAGAUAGCUAAAGAAGAAGAGAAGGGUGUCUACUUGAAUUUUUUGAACUUCCUUAUCAAUGAUAGUAUUUAUCUUCUAGAUGAGAGUUUAAACAAAAUACUAGAACUUAAAGAAAUAGAAGCAGAGAUGUCCAAUUCUGUUGAAUGGGAAAGGAGACCAGCCCAAGAAAGGGAAGAGAGGAUGCGUCAAUUCCAUUCUCGAGAAAAUAUUGUUCGUUUUGACAUGAAGCUGGCAAAUGAAGAUGUGGGUAUGCUUGUAUUCACAUCCGAACAAAUUCCAUCUCCCUUUCUUCUUCCGGAAAUGGUGGAAAGGGUGGCUAGCAUGCUAAAUUACUUUCUGUUACAACUUGUUGGACCUCAAAGGAAAUCUCUUAUUGUAAAAGAUCCAGAAAAAUAUGAGUUCAGGCCAAAGCAGCUGCUAAAGCAAAUUGUUGAGAUUUAUGUCCAUAUUGCAAGAGGAGACCGCGAAAACGUGUUUCCAGCCGCAGUAUCGAAGGAUGGGCGAUCAUACAACGAACAUCUUUUCAUUACCGCAGUUAAUAUUUUGUGGAAAAUCGGGGAAGACAGCAAAGUGAUAAAGGAAUUUGUUCAUCUUGGUGAGAAAGCCAGAGCCGCAGCUUCUGAAGCAAUGGAUGUCGAGGCCGCCCUUGGUGACAUACCAGAAGAAUUCGUUGACCCUAUUCAGUACACCCUGAUGAAGGACCCUGUAAUUCUACCAUCAUCAAAGGUUACAGUUGAUCGAACUGUAAUCCAAAGACACCUGCUUAGUGAUAGUACCGAUCCAUUUAACCGGUCGCAUUUGACUCAAGAGAUGUUGGUGCCCAAUGUGGAGCUCAAGGCAAGAAUAGAAGAGUUCAUCAAAUUCCAAGGUUCUAGGAAUCAAAAUUGACAAAAUUCCACUUGAGUUUUAUGCAGGAUGAAUUUCUUUUGUUGAAUCAUAUUAAUACGGGCCUGGUCACGACUCAUCAAACGCAGCAGGGCGUUUCACUUUCAUCACAAGGUUUCGAAGGUUUGUGAUCGAUUGUGCAGAGGAUCUCAACAUAGGGGAAUCUGCUGUUCUUUAAUACUUAUGAUGAUAAUGAUGUGUGAAAUAUAUAUUUUGUAUGAUCAUGUCAUGAUUUAUUUCGACGAGUUGACCCAAGUUUUAUUCCCAACUCCGAUGUUUCAAUGUAUAUUGGUAAGCUCAAUAACAGUGAAUUGCUAUCUCUUGUUAAUUUUGUAUAAUUAAGUUGUUAGAUAGGCUCUGGAAACUGCAUUCAUUGUCAUGAGAUAUAAACUAAACGUGAAAUGUAGUUA